This is a messenger RNA of Botrytis fragariae, 344 nucleotides long. Its product is annotated as putative ser thr protein phosphatase superfamily protein. The record is from RefSeq and is a predicted model, not a curated record. Lineage: Eukaryota; Fungi; Ascomycota; Leotiomycetes; Helotiales; Sclerotiniaceae. The transcript is spliced from 2 exons. The annotation marks the transcript as partial.
AUGAAAUCUCAAUUACCACCAGAAGCCAAUGCGUACAACUUCCCUGUCCAUCUAGCCGUUUAUUACCCAUCCUGCCCCCAAGCUUACUGCUUCAAUGCUCAAGCAGAAGCUCCUGUGGAUGAUUUGCCCGUUCAAGCGGUGGAACAGUCUGCCCCAAAUUUCCAGAUUCUGUCUGAUCUACAUCUGGAAGUGUGCUCACAAUAUUACACAUUUUCGAUCGCACCUGUGGCACCCUAUCUCAUUUUGGCGGGAGAUAUUGGGCGUCUUAUUGAUUAUGAGGGCUACCUAGCAUUUCUUGCAAAGCAAACCGCGCAAUUCGAAAAAGUUUUCCUAGUUCUCGGGAA